GCGUCCGACAGCUAGACCGCGGCUACCACUCGGGAAGCAGCGAGGCGGCUUCCAGGACCAGGGGGAUGGAAGCGAACGCUGAGCGCCUGCGUCGGAAGCCCAGCCCCAUGCCCUGGUCAGCCGUAGCUCGCAGUCCCGGAGCCGAGAGUGCCCUGCUGGCUUCUCCGAGCGCCGGAGCCCGUCCUCUGUUUCUACGACAUCUUUGCAAAAACGCCGAAGCAGUGAUUUCCCACUUGGCAGCGUCUUGUGCUGAGUCCGAGCCGCUCAGCUUUGGGGCCGGUCCUAUCUGGAGGACAGAGUUUGUUUGUUCUGGUGAGGCUAAACAAGCUGGCCAGUUGACUUCAUUGGAAAACGAUGAUAUUUUGAAAUGAGGUUCGGUGUCCCACGCCGGUGACCUGUAUCCGGGGAAAGCAGUGUCUGAAUUCUCGGUGCCACCACAGCUCCGCGCAUCCGCACGUCCCCCAGGCGUCCGAGGGAGUGAGCAUGGCUGCUGUCCGGCUGUGGCCUGGUCUGCUGGUGGUGCUGGUGUCCCUCUGCUCCCCAGGCUCGCCGUGUGGCCUUUCAACACACGUAGAAAUCGGACACAGAGCUCUGGAGUUCUUCCACCUUCCAGAUGGCCGUGUUAACUACAAGAAGCUACUUCUAGAGCACCUGGAUGCGUAUCAGGCGGGAAGUGUGUUUCCUGAUUGCUUCUACCCCAGCAUCUGCAAAGGAGGAAAGUUCCAUGAUGUGUCUGAGAGCACCCAUUGGACACCGUUCCUCAACGCGAGCAUCCAUUAUAUCCACGAGAACUACCCCUUUCCCUGGGAGAAGGACACGGAGAAGUUGGUCGCUUUCUUGUUUGGAAUCACCUCCCACAUGGUGGCAGAUGUGAGCUGGCAUAGCCUGGGCAUUGAGCAAGGGUUCCUGAGGACAAUGGGAGACAUUGACUUUCAUGGCUCCUACCCCAAGGCUCAUUCGGCUGGUGAUUUUGGUGGAGAUGUAUUGAGCCAGUUUGAGUUUAAUUUUAAUUACCUGGCACGACGCUGGUAUGUGCCCGUCAAAGACCUACUGGGAAUUUAUGAGAAACUCUACGGUAGAGAAGUCAUCACCAAGCAAGUGAUUGUUGACUGCUCAUACCUUCAGUUCUUGGAAAUGUAUGGUGAGGUGCUGGCUGUUUCCAAGCUUUAUUCCACUUACUCUACGAAGUCCCCGUUUCUGGUGGAACAAUUCCAGGAGUAUUUCCUCGGAGGGCUGGAUGACAUGGCGUUUUGGUCCACUAAUAUUUACCGUGUAACAAGCUUUAUGUUGGAGAACGGGACCAGGGCCUGUUCCCUUCCUGAGAACCCUCUGUUCAUUGCAUGUGGUGGUCAGCAGAACAAUACCUUCAGCUCAAAAGCUGUGAAAAACGAUUUCCAUAGGAAUUUGACUCCAUCCACAACUAAAGAUAUUAGAAGGAACAUCAACUAUACUGAACGAGGAGUGUUCUUUAGCGUAGACUCCUGGACUCCGGAUUCCUUAUCAUUCGCGUACCAAGCUUUGGAGGAGAGAAUUCGGACCAUGUUGACGGGCAGCUCUGGGGAGCCGCUGAAACACAUCACCAGCCCCUCAGCAUCUUACUACCUGUCAUCGCCCUAUGCGAGGCUGGGUUGGACAAUGGUCUCUGCUGACCUCAACCAGGAUGGAUAUGGUGACCUCGUGGUGGGGGCCCCAGGCUACAGCCGCGCUGGCCACAUCCAGAUUGGGCGUGUGUACCUCCUCUAUGGCACCGACCUGGGCCUGCCCCCCAUCGACCUGGACCUGGACAAGGAGGCCCAUGUGAUCCUGGAGGGCUCCCAGCCUGCAGGUCGGUUUGGCUCAGCCUUGGCCGUGUUAGACUUUAACAAGGACGGGGCGCUUGACCUGGCUGUGGGUGCACCCUCCGUGGGCUCUGAGCGGCUCACCUACAGAGGUGCAGUGUACGUCUAUUUUGGUUCCAGACAAGGAAGGAUGGCUUCCUCCCCUAACGUCACCAUCUCUUGCCAGGACGUCUACUGUAACUUGGGUUGGACACUCCUGGCUGCAGACAUGAAUGGAGACGGUGCCCCUGACCUCGUGAUUGGCUCUCCUUUUGCACCUGCUGGAGGGAAGCAGAAGGGGAUUGUGGCUGCGUUCUAUUCUGGCCCCAGCCAGAGUGACAAAGGGGACCUGGACGUGGAGGCUGCUGACUGGAAGGUGGCAGGGCAGGAGGACUUCGGCUGGUUUGGGUACUCCCUGCACGGUGCCAGGGUAGACAACAGAAGCUUGCUGCUGGUCGGGAGCCCCACCUGGAAGAACGCCAGCCGGUUCUUGGUCCACAGCCAUGACGAGAAUAAGAACCUGGGCCGAGUGUACGGCUACUUCCCACCCAGCUACCAAAGCGAAUUUACUAUUUCUGGAGAUAAGGCAAUGGGGAAACUGGGCACUGCACUGUCGAGUGGCCACGUGCUGAUAAACGAGACCUUGACCCAGGUGCUGCUGGUCGGGGCCCCAACUCACGAUGACGUGUCCAAGAUGGCAUUCCUGACCAUGACCUUGCACCAGGGCGGGACCACUCGGAUGUACAAGCUGGUGCCCGAUGCGCAGCCCUCUCUGCUCAGCUCCUUCAGUGGGGACCGGCGCUUCUCUCGGUUUGGUGGAGUUCUGCACUUGAGUGACCUGGAUAAUGAUGGCUUAGAUGAAAUCAUCAUGGCAGCCCCGCUGAGGAUAACAGACAUGACCUCGGGCCUACUCGGCGGGGAAGAUGGCCGGGUGUACAUAUACAAUGGCAAACGGACCACCGUGGGUGACAUGACAGGCAAAUGCAAAUCGUGGUUCACACCAUGCCCAGAGGAAAAGGCCCAGUAUGUACUGAUAGCUCCUGAAGCAAGUUCAAGGUUCGGGAGCUCCCUGGUCACUGUGAGGUCAAGGGCAAAGAACCAAGUUGUCAUUGCUGCUGGGAGGAGCUCUCUGGGAGCCCGGCUCUCUGGGGCACUUCAUGUCUACAACCUGGGCUCAGACUGAAAACUUCACUCCACUUCGCCCACACCCAUUCCCUCAUUUCCAGCCGGUGAGGAACCUGCAGGGUGGGUGUCUGAUGGACAGUACAGCAUCCAGUGGAGCUGUGGGAGAUCCUUGUAGAGGCAGAGGUUCUUGGGAGUAGACACGCACCAGCACCUAGAUGCUCUGGGACUAGGACACGGUAACCACAUGAUGGCCCCGGGAGCACAGGAAACAUACACUCUGGUCAUUCAAGUCCUUUCCUGAAGUUCCCAUCUUUGCUUCUCUCCUAGCUCAGUCCACGUCCCUCUGUACAACCUCUGUAUACGAUUCCGCCUGAAACCUUUUAAAAAACACAGUGGCCCAUUUUAGCAAAGUAUAAUAGAAAGCUUAGUCUAUAGGAAAAGACUAAGGGCCCAGGAGGGGAGGUGGGGGUGAAGGUGACCUCCCCCUGCGGUAAGAGAUCCGGUCCUUUCUGAAUGAGGACUCCUCUGCUUUCUGAGCUCUAUCCUCCUCCAGAGGCAGCGGCUGCAACGGGCGCUGAGCCUCCUGCCUCUCUACUAGUUUCAUGUCAGCCCACGAGGCCCUUUCCUGCAUUUGGUCACUUUGUGCUGCACCAACAGAAUUCAAGCAGGAAGGAGACCAGGUCUGAGGGAGUGGGGCGGGGAAGAGGGAAGCAGACCCUGCCUUGUUCCCGGCUGUCUGCAGGUCGGGUGACUUCAUCUGUCAGUCCGGCAGAUUUAAGGGAGAAGAACGGAUCAUGAGGUUCGUCUUCACUACACAGGGGCAGGCAUUACUGUCUGCUGCCUGGUGAAAUGAUAGGCAGGUUCUCUAGAGGCAGAGACGGGAGGAAUCCAGCUGAGGAGCAGAAAGUGAAACCAGACCCCCGGGAAAAGCUCCCGUGAUGUGAGUACAGCUGGGCAAGAGCAGCACAGGUACAUGCGCAGGUUGCACCUCCUGGUCUAGCUCCCUGUGCCACAGGGAAACCCUGUUUUUGUCUGGGUACCAGGUACUGGCAGUUCCUGUUGGUUAUUUUUUGGGGACUAGAAAUCUCUCGGCUUGAUUCGCUCACAGGCUGAGAAGUCCGGGCUAAGCCUUUCCUGAGAAGUCCCAUGGUGGUGGAAGAGAUCACUGUUUUCAUGCUGCACUAAUGACGGAGCCCAAGUUUAACAGGAUCAUUAUUCAGAAUGUGUAACUUCAAUGCUAAACACAGCAAGUAUUAGGUGGAAGUUAAAAUCUAUAGAGUUGCAAACCAAUCUUCAAGUCUAUAGGAUAUUUACCUGUCAUACUAACACAAGUGACAUAAACUAUACUUCUGUUGAAGGUCAGCUUAUAUGGCAAAUAUGUAAAAAUCUAGCAUACCAGGAUGAUUAUGCUGAUUCCACUAACUGCAAUGGAAAUACCUUAUAGUUUGAUUUGUGUUAAUGAGAAACUAAAUGUAUGUAACAGUUUUAAGUUAAAAUUCUUUAUUUCAAUUUA
This is a messenger RNA of Oryctolagus cuniculus (rabbit), 4455 nucleotides long. NCBI's taxonomy places the organism in Eukaryota, Metazoa, Chordata, Mammalia, Lagomorpha, Leporidae. The record is from RefSeq and is a predicted model, not a curated record.